Messenger RNA from Monopterus albus (swamp eel), 2637 nucleotides. It is a transcript of the gene dll4, whose product is annotated as delta-like 4 (Drosophila). Bases 374 to 2449 code for a protein of 691 amino acids. The transcript is spliced from 11 exons. Gene Ontology annotation, cellular component: membrane. Lineage: Eukaryota; Metazoa; Chordata; Actinopteri; Synbranchiformes; Synbranchidae. Gene Ontology annotation, molecular function: calcium ion binding. The record is from RefSeq and is a predicted model, not a curated record. Gene Ontology annotation, biological process: Notch signaling pathway; multicellular organism development; cell communication.
AUGAACAUCCGUGAUGCACCAAGUUCAGCACCAAAACAAGCUCUGAGCCGUGCACACACAGCGAAGUGACCAUUGUGGAGUACAGUACCAUGCAAGGAGAGGACGCCUGCUGACAGAAAGAAGCACGGCUGUGGAUAUUAGUCUUCCUUCACCUUUGGAUAACUUGGAGAUUAGAAACGCUUUCUUUGGACGCUUUUGACGCACAGCACCAGGGAGCUACGGCAGAACUCCCUGCGAGUGAAGAAGGAUUUAUAUGUGCUGUAGAGUUGUUUUCAUUUUUUUCAUUUGUUUACCUCUGCGUAAAUACUUUGGAAUAGGGAGAUUUUGCUGCUCUAUUGGCUGGUGACGCGGCUGCCCUGCAGAAGCGAGAAGGAUGGCAGCCUGGUUCACCUUUACCAUCGCAUUCAGCACCACGUUGAUAACACAGGUAUUUGGAGCCGGGAUUUUUGAGAUUGAUCUUGACGAAUUUACAAAUCACAAAGGUUUGCUGGCAAACGGGAACGCAUGCAAACCCAACUGCAGGACUUAUUUUAGAAUUUGCUUGAAGAACUAUCAGGCUGUGGUCUCACCAGGUGACUGCAUCUUUGGAAAUACAAUGACACCAGUGCUGGGGACAAACUCUUUCAGCGCCAAGGACAGUGGCACUUUACCUAGACCAGUUCAAAUACCGUUCAACUUUGGAUGGCCGGGGUCAUUUUCAUUAAUAAUUGAAGCCUGGCAUUCACCUUAUGGAAAUCAACCUGCAGAUACCAGUAACCCAGACUUCUUGAUUAGCUUUUUCACCAUCCAAAGACAACUGGGUGUAGGAACUAAUUGGUAUCCGGAUAAGCAGAUUGGAAAGCAGACAGAGCUAAGGUAUUCGUACCGGUUCAUCUGCAAUGAAAGCUACUACGGAGAAAGUUGUUCCAAAAAAUGCACACCCAGGGACGACCGAUUUGGCCACUACACCUGCACCCGAGAGGGAGAGUUAGCCUGUCUGCCUGGCUGGAAGGGGAAAUACUGCGAAGAACCUAUCUGUCUGGAGGGCUGCAGCGAGAGAAACGGAAACUGUUCCAAACCUGGCGAGUGUGUUUGCAGAGAGGGAUGGCAAGGCACUUUCUGUGAUGAAUGUUCGAAGUACCCGGCCUGUAAACAUGGUACCUGCCAGCUGCCGUGGCAGUGUAACUGUCAGGAGGGCUGGGGAGGCCUAUUAUGUGACCAAGACCUGAACUUCUGCACCCAUCACCAUCCUUGUGUGAAUGGCGCCACCUGCAUGAACACAGGCCAGGGAAGCUACACAUGCACAUGCCUGCCAGGAUUCACGGGAGUCAACUGUGAGCUGGAGAUGCAGGAGUGUGACAGCAGCCCCUGCAGGAAUGGGGGGAUAUGCACAAAUUUGGAAAAAGGCUACAAGUGCGAAUGUCCCCAAGGUUUCGAGGGGUCCCACUGUGAGCACAGCCUGCUGACAUGCGCCGACUCCCCCUGUUUCCACAGCGGCGAAUGCCGGGAGAAGGACAACGGCCGUAGCUACAUAUGCGAGUGUCCUCACAGCUACACCGGACUCAACUGUGAGAAGAGGGUGGACAAGUGCACAUCGCUUCCCUGCGCAAAUGGUGGCCUGUGUCUGAUCACCCCUGGUGGCUUGCGAAUGUGUAGCUGUCGUGCAGGAUUUACCGGUCAGCGUUGUGAAAUCAACAUCAAUGAAUGUGCCGGUAACCCCUGCCUCAAUGGAGGCACCUGCCAAGACCGAAUCAAUGACUACACCUGCAUCUGUCCUGCGGGUUACGGUGGACGCAACUGCGACAGAGUCCUGGACGAGUGCUCCCUUCGCCCCUGCCUUAACAGGGGUCUUUGCACAGGGGGUGGGGGGCCAGGCAAACCCCCAUCUACCUGCAUCUGCUUGUCUGGCUUCACCGGGCCUCGCUGCGAGUUCUUCAUCAAUGUCACCUCUCCUGUAAUCGAUGGAGAUAUUCAAGACAACUUCCAGUGGGCGGCGGUUUCUCUGGCUGUGGGGCUGGUGGCUCUGCUGGUGCUGUUAUGUAUGGUGGGCCUGGCUUUGAGGCACAUCUACAGGCAGGCCCAAAGGGAGAGUGGAGACGCAGAGACUAUGAACAACUUCUCAAAUGCUCAGAGGGAUAACCUAAUACCAGCGUCACAGCUGAAAAACACCAAUCACAAAAUCAGCCUGGAGGUGGACUGUGAUACAGAGAAAUCAAACUUUAUCCAUAAAAACUAUCACUUGGACUCUUACAACUCUAAAUCAAAGGAGUUAAAGGAUGAAAAGUCACAAGAGGAAAAAGGUCUUAUUUAUGACAAGUGUUUAGAAGAUAAAAUGCCCUUGAGUAGAAUGUACAGGGAAAAGCCAGAGUGUAGGAUAUCAACGAUAUGUUCCUCAAGAGAUUCCAUGUACCAGUCAGUAUGUGUUAUAGCAGAGGAAAGGAGGGAAUGUGUCAUAGCAACUGAGGUAUAAACUGUGAGGGGUCUGAAAGUGGGGGGAAUGAGGAAAAAGACACAACUGAGGCAGAAUAUAAUAUUCUGGAUUGUUUACAAAUACUGAGAAGAGACUGGAGAUUGUUUAAGAUGUCCACUGCUGCUCUGGAACACUUGAGAACUGGAGAGGGCAUAAACCUCUGCUCUGCAAAAAAAAAAAAAAAAAAA